This is a messenger RNA of Impatiens glandulifera, 1555 nucleotides long. RefSeq names its product phenolic glucoside malonyltransferase 1-like. The record is from RefSeq and is a predicted model, not a curated record. The transcript has a single exon. Bases 41 to 1453 code for a protein of 470 amino acids. NCBI's taxonomy places the organism in Eukaryota, Viridiplantae, Streptophyta, Magnoliopsida, Ericales, Balsaminaceae.
UGUUAUUCAUUCAAAAUCCAGAAUUCAGUCUUCUCUCUCCAUGGCCAUGACAGCUUCCAAGGAGGUGAAAGUUACAGAGGAAUGCAAGAUAACUCCGGCACCAAAUCCGCCGGAGAAGAAGCUCUCCUCCUCCUCCGACGAGGGUAAUAAUAAUUACCUUCCUCUCACUUUUUUUGACACAAUUUGGCUCAAAUUCCCCCCGACGCAGCGACUCUUCUUCUACGAAAUCAACCAUUUAUCAUCUCAUCUUUUCUACAACACCAUUCUCCCUAACCUCAAGCAUUCACUCUCUCUCACCCUUCAACACUAUCCCUCCCUCGCCGGAAAUCUUAACUGGCACCCGGAAACCGCCAAGCCGAUUAUCCGUUACUCUAUUGCCGACGACGGUGGCGUCCCAUUCUCUGUAGCCGAGUCCUGCACCCUCGACUUUGAUUCACUCUCCACCGACCAUUUUAAGGAAGCCAAAGAUUUGCAUCAUCUUUUGCCCGAUUUUCAUUAUUCCGAAUCUAAGGCUAAUGUUCUUUCUCUACGAGUGACUCUGUUUCCUAACUAUGGAUUCUCCAUCGGCUACUGCGCACAUCACACCUCCAUGGACGGGAAGAGCACCUCCAUGUUUCUAAGUUCAUGGGCCACCAUUUGCAGAAGACUCGGAGAAGGAGGAGCCCAGCUUACUCCAGAACUAAUCCCGAUUCUAGAUAGAUCCUUCAUUCAAGACCCGUCAAAUAUCUCCACGAUUUUCACUAAUCAAUGGAUGAAAAUGAUUCAUGGAAAUGAAAACAAGAGAAGCUUCGUUCCAUUGGACAUGAAGCCGGCGCCAGGGUUAUUCCGGAGCACAUUCCGGUUAACUCCGGAGCAGAUAGGACACAUAAAGGAGAAACUAGCUAUAAUAAAGAGCCCUGUUUCUACUUUUACGGCGGUUUGUUCAUAUGUUUGGACUUGUCUGGUGAAAGCAGAAGAAGGGGAUAUAACAAAGGAGAUUGUUUAUCUGAAUAUCAACGUGGAUUGUCGAGGAGAAAGCCGAUGGGAUCCUCCGGUUCCGGCAAAUUACUUUGGAAACUGCGUUACGUAUCGAUUUGCAAAGGCAAAGGUUGAGUGUUUGAAAGGAGGUGAUGGGUUGGUAGUGGCUGCGGCGGCGAUUAAAGAGGAAAUUGGAAGUUUGGCUGUAAAAGGGAAGGUGGAGAAUUGGCUUUUGGAAGUAAGUUCAACAUUUAGGAAUGAGAAGGUGUAUGGAAUUGGUGGGUCGCCGUGGUUUGAUUUUUACGGCGUGGAUUUUGGAUGGGGACGGCCGGAGAAGGUGGAGAUGGUGUCGAGUGAUAGGAAUGGGUCAUUUUCUCUAUGCGAUUGUAGAGAUGGAAAUGGCGUUAUUGAGAUUGGGAUUGUUUUGAGCAAACCAAAGAUUCAAGCUUUUGCAUCUAUCUUUGCUCAAGGGCUUCUUCAAGAAAUUGCUUCCUAGCUAGUCAAUUAACUUUUUUUUAUCUGUUUGAUUUGUUGUGUUGUGUGUAAUUGCAUUCUUAAUCAUGAGAAUGAAUAAUAAAUAUGUUUGUGGUAUGAAUUA